This is a messenger RNA of Odocoileus virginianus texanus, 2019 nucleotides long. Lineage: Eukaryota; Metazoa; Chordata; Mammalia; Artiodactyla; Cervidae. The record is from RefSeq and is a predicted model, not a curated record.
AGAAUGCUCAUGAAGUAGCAACUUAAGUGGCUGUGUUUAUCCUGAAAUCCUCAGGCAGCCAGACCGUCUUAGGCAAAUUUUGAUAAAAUAGUCCUUGUCCAGGUUUUUAUCUAAGGAAUCCCGAGAAGAUUGAAGAAUGGAGAGAAAGCAAAGAUUCAUGUCAGAGAAGGAUGAAUAUCAGUUUCAACAUCAGGGAGCGGUGGAGCUGCUUGUCUUCAAUUUUUUGCUCAUCCUUACCAUUUUGACAAUCUGGCUAUUUAAAAAUCAUCGAUUUCGCUUCUUGCAUGAAACCGGGGGAGCGAUGGUGUACGGUCUCGUAAUGGGAUUAAUUUUACGAUAUGCUACAGCACCAACUGAUAUUGAAAGUGGAACUGUAUAUGAUUGUGGAAAACUGGUCUUCAGCCCAUCAACUCUUCUGAUUAAUAUCACUGAUCAAGUUUAUGAAUAUAAAUACAAGAGAGAAAUAAGCCAACACAACAUCAAUCCUCACCAAGGCAAUGCUAUACUUGAAAAGAUGACAUUUGAUCCAGAAAUCUUCUUCAAUGUUUUACUGCCGCCAAUUAUAUUUCAUGCUGGAUAUAGUCUAAAGAAGAGACACUUUUUUCAAAACUUGGGAUCUAUUUUAACAUAUGCCUUCUUGGGAACGGCCAUCUCCUGCAUUGUCAUAGGGUUAAUUAUGUAUGGCUUUGUGAAGGCUAUGGUAUAUGCUGACCAGCUGAAAAAUGGAGAUUUUCAUUUCACUGACUGUUUGUUCUUCGGUUCACUGAUGUCUGCUACAGAUCCAGUGACGGUGUUGGCCAUUUUCCAUGAACUGCAUGUCGACCCUGACCUGUACACACUCUUGUUUGGGGAGAGUGUGUUGAACGAUGCAGUCGCCAUAGUCCUUACAUAGUAAGUACCAGAACUUGGCCUGUGCUUCUUUGACCAAGUGAAAGAUGCUUCAAAUAUGGUGAUAAUUUCUAGGGGCUUUAAUAGUAUCUUUUCUCUUAUAUCAUAGAGAUAAAGGCAAUUUCUAGCUUUUAAGGAAUAAUUACCACUGAAGAGCUCCAAUAGUGUGUACAUUUCAUUGUGCACUUAAUUUCUAACACUAUUAAUAAGUUUCACGUUUCCAGUCUAUGAUAAAAUACUACUCAGAGGGUAACACUUUUGUUUCUUGGUGUAUAUAUUUAGCUGAUUCACUUAGGAUUGAAUGCACAUAAAUAAAAAUGCACAUAAAUAAGCUUUCUUCAUUUUAAAUCAGUAUCAUUUAAUUUUUUCAAGUCAUUUUCCAGAUAAUAGACUAAUAGAAACCAUUGUAUUUACAGGAAUUUUGGCAAAUCAGAGAUAGAAGCUGAGAGUCAUAACUCUCUAUUUAUCAAUGCAAAUGUCACGCAUUAUAGAAAUACACACAUUCUAAAAUCAUCCAUGUGAUAAGUAAAACUGAUGAAGCUUCUGCUAAGAGGUAAUAUAAUUUCUCUUUCAUACUGGAGGAAUUUUCAUUUCAGGAUGAGAAUUAGCACUCUCUUCUCACCUCUCCUUCAGGCACUCACCAUUUAUAUUUAAUAAAUGCCAUUUUGGUGGCUUUCACUAUGUCAAAGGUCUCUUCUUGGUUUUAGAUUAAGACUAACAUUUUGGGCAACUGUCAAAUACCCUAAAGGAAAGUAGCCAUCUAAUAAUUAAAUGUGACAACAAGAUUCAAUUCAGGGUGCUAAUUACUUUGAGUGCAUUUGAAAAUGUAUUGCAAACUAACAAAGGAUUUUUAAAAGUCAGAUCUCACAGAGCAGUGUAGGAAACAACAGAGAGGCACUUCUCUUUUUUUCUGCCAGCUGACAUUUCUCAAGGCUGCCACCCCAAAGUUAUCACUACAUUCAGCAACUUUCAAGAAAGAGUCAAAAAAAACCUUAUAUUUCACCUGAUUACCAAGAAGUGCCUUUCCUGCUUUUAAGGAAAAUAUCAGUGAGUCCAAAUUAAGAGCUUCUCAGCCAUUAAAAAGAAUUCAUUUGAAUCAGUUCUAAUGAGAUGGAUGAAACUGGAGCCCAU